GGUCAGUCUUCCCCUCACUAACUUGGAAUGGUUUCAAAUCGCGAGCAGCCGCGCUUAACCUCAGCGAGCCAUUCAUCUGCGCACUCCCCGGAUCGAUGGUACUAUAAACCCUGACGCUGCCCUGGCACCUACACAGGCUUGAAGACAUGAUCACUAGCACCAGUAUUUAUGGUCUAAAGAUGCAGUGGACCCCGGAGCACACACAAUGGGCAGAACAACACUUUGACAUCUCAUCCACUACCCGCUCGCCAGCACACAAAGUAGAGGCCUACCGGGGGCACUUACAGCGAACGUACCAGUAUGCGUGGGCAAACGAUGACAUCUCUGCACUGACUGCCUCCAAUCUGCUUAAGAAAUAUGCAGAGAAGUACUCUGGGAUCCUAGAGGGCCCAAAUGAGAGAGCCCUGCUGUGUUCCUACUCUGAUAGCACCACUGGACUCAUGAAUGGACGAAAGUCAGAGAAUGAGUCUUGGCAGGAGGGGAUUUACCCAAUGAACUGUGCUCCAGAUGUUAUAUCUGUGAGCAAAGCUGGAAUGACAGCUGCCCUACCCCCUACAGAUGUGUCGGCUAGCAUAGGCAGCUCCCCAGGGGUGGCCAGCAGCUUGUCUGAGCCUAGCUAUUCCAGCAGUAACUGUGGGAGCCACACAGCCACUACUCUCCACUCGGGCCUCCCCUCUCAGGAAUAUACUGCCAGCUACAACGGCUCCUACCUGCAUUCAAGCUACAGCGGCCAGAGUACCCCAGCCCUCCCCUCUCCUUUGCACAGUGCUGGGCUCUUACAACCACCGCCCCCACCUCCUCCCCCUACCUUAGUGCCGAGCUACAACACCGGGUCUCCAAACCUUCCCAACUACAAUUAUCCUCCAACAGGGUAUACUUCUCAGCCUGCUGUUGGCCCUGGUUAUAGCCCUGGGGGAGCACCCCCACCUUCUGCUUAUCUGCCGUCCGGUAUUGCAGCUCCUACACCAAUCCCUCCUUCCACACUGCCCGGCUACACCUACCAGUCCCAUAAUCAUACACCAAUUGCACCUACACCUUUGAAUGGCAGCACCUCCAACUCAUUAAAACGAAAAGCUUUCUACAUGAGUGGACAUGGAGACAUGGACUCGAGCUAUGGUAAUUUCAACUACAACCAACAGCGCUCUUCACAGAGCCCAAUGUACAGAAUAACAGACAGUGUCUCAGACUCAAACAGGGGCAAUGGUUUCGAUAGAAAUGUUGAGGCAUCGUCUUUAGCGUUUAAGCCAACCAAACAGCCAAUGUCUUCUGAUCAACAAAGAAAAUUCAUAAUACAUUCUGGCAGAGCACUUACUCCUCCCUCCUAUGGAUCAACCAAAAGCUCUGUGGGUGAUCUGAGAGCUGGUGAGCCCUACAGCAAGUUUGGAUCCUCGAUCAUGAGCGAGCAAACUGAAGAGCACAGACAGCACAUCUCUCACUCCCUAACAGGGCCUGAUAUUGGUACGACUACCUCGUCCAUCCAUGCUGCAGAGGAACAACUAAAGAACAGUGACUCCAACCUGGUGGAGAUGGUGACCACAGAAAUCCUUCAGCAGGGCCCUCCAGUGGACUGGAGCGACAUCGCGGGUCUGGAUAUGGCCAAAGCAGCCAUCAAAGAGGAGAUACUAUGGCCCAUUUUAAGGCCAGAUAUGUUUAGCGGAAUUGCCACAUUACCUCGGAGCCUCCUUUUAUUUGGACCUCAGGGAACUGGUAGAACGCUGCUGGCUCACUCCAUGGCCAGCCAACUGGGGGCUGCCUUCUUGCAACUCAGCAGCUCAGCUUUGGUGACCAAGUGGCUAGGGGAAGGGGACAAGAUCAUCCAAGCUUCUUUCCUGGUGGCCCGGUGUCGCCAGCCAGCAGUGGUGUUUAUCAGAGAGGUGGACCUGCUGCUGUCAGCCCAGCUCAGUGAGGAGAGCCCAGUGAAUCGCCUCAAGGCUGAGCUCCUCAUGCAGCUUGACAGUAUUCUGACCUCUGCUGAGGACCAUGUCCUCGUGGUCUGCUCCACCAAUAAGCCUGAAGAGAUCCCAGAGUCCCUACGGAGGUACUUUGCCAAGCGACUGCUCAUCCCCUUGCCUGAUGGGACAGCACGACACCAGAUAAUCAGCCAACUGCUCUCACAGCACAACUACUGUCUUAGUGACAAAGAGAUGUCAUUAUUGGUUCAGAGGACAGAGUGCUUUUCUGGACUGGACGUGGCUCAGCUGUGUCAAGAGGCUGUGGUAGGUCCUCUCCAUGGCAUUCCUAGUACUGACCUGUCAACCAUCCACCCAACUCAGAUGAGACCGGUCUCCUACCAAGACUUUGACAGUGUGUUUUGCAAAUUCCAGCCCAGCAUAUCACAAAAAGAACUUGACAUGUACACUGAGUGGAAUAAAAUGUUUGGUUGUAGUCAAUGAAAGAGACUCAUCAAACACAUACUACUUUUUCAGUAGUUGAAUACAAGCAAGUGUUUGGCCUUCAGUGAACAAGAAAAAUAACAAACAGUGGUGACAUUAACAUACUAUACACAGCAAAGGGAUUGUCCUUAAGGCUUUAGACAAAAGAUAACAGUCUGGACAUCAUACAUUGGUAAAUGUUAAUUAAAUGCUUUAUAUGGCUGACGGCAUGUGCUCUCAAGAACUCAAACAACAAGGAAGAAGAUGCCCCCCAUUUUUGUAUAUACAUAUAUAUAUAUACAUAUAUAUACAUACUAUUCUGCUGAUCUUGAGAUUUAGUUGCUAUCAAGUGCCUGAGGUGGUGCUGUUUAAGUUUUCUCUUUCUUUUUGCCUCACAAUCUUCAUUGGUGACAUGUGCUAAUAUCAAAAAAAGCUUUAAAAUGAGACAAAAAACCUGCUUUCUCUUUUCCAUUAGUGUUCUGCAGCUGUGUCUGUUUCGUGCUCUCUGUAAACAGUUGUGGUUAAUUUCAGGUAAAUUACAUUGAUUGGUAUUAUUUCCAUUGGGCUUCAUUACCUUACACAGGUUUUAUGUGUGUGUAAAUCCUUUAAUUACAAUAACAAACGUUUUUUUGUUGGAACAAUGUGAUUUGUUUUCUGGCAAACCUAAGGUGAAUUUGGUCGCUGUACUAUUCUCUCCACUAUAGAUGAAAUUACAAAAACAAAUAUUAUUUUACAAUGUGACUUCAAUCUAAACAAUAAAUUACUAUGUAAUUGCUGUUUGAAUUUUGUUUCAGUAGUCAUUCACAGUGUUUCACGUAAAUGUAAAAUUCUACUAAUAAUUAUUUUGAUGUUCUCUAUUUGAAAACUCAGGAAAGUGAUGAUAUGUACAGUACCUCAUAGGCUUGUGUCACAUUUGAAAUUCCAUCAUCAAACCAUGUAAGGCUAUAUAAUACCUCAAAAAGCUCAACAUGAAAUGAAAAGGUUCCUACAUUGAAUGUAUGAGAGUAAUUCCGGUUUAUUUACAAGACAAAAAAAAGUAAUUUGUUUGGAGUUCUUUGCUUUUAGCCGAGCUGAGAUAAAUUUGAAAGGUGCAGACAAACAUCUUGGGGUUGAGGAAGACAGUGGCCCCAAGCUAUUUCAUUCCAUUCUGCUGCUGUUUUAUCAUUAAUGAAACCUAAGGAUUAUGUAUAGCCUAAAUUCCUUUCUACCUCAGUUUGUUAGUUAUCUCUGAAAGACAAAUACAAAAAGACUGCAAAAUGUCAGCACCUAUUCUGCUUGUUUGAUGAGGAAAAACCUUCUGAGACAACACCAAACGUAUUUUGUUGUUUGCAAAAUCUAUUAGCUUUACAUUUUUAUAACUCCCAUGAACCACAUAAUGCACUUAAAGAGGAAUACCACUAAAUAUUAUGUUUGGGAUACACUAUGCCUUUGCCUUAAGACAAAUUGGUAUUAGCUAACAUUCACCAGUGGAUGUUGUGGCCGUUGCUUGUUUGGCCUCUGAAGUCAAAAAGAAAAUCUAAAUGUGACAGUUAUCACGGUGAUGUUUCGCACAGUAAGCAUUCUUUGACUUGAAACCAGUUCCAUUAUUUUAACAUAAAGUUUAGAAUUUGUUUGUCUGUCUUAGGCUAUAACUGUAACCUUCAUGAAUUGAGUGGAAUUCCUUUUUAAGAAAAUGUCUUGAAGGCUAGUCUCACAAAACUGUUAUUUGUGUUCUCUGUGUUGUAAUUUUCACUUUUAAAAUGUUCUGUUUACAGUGUUAUUAAUCACUACUUUCUGCCAUUUACCAGUACAUUUUGAUGCAACAUGUUUUGGCAAUGAAAGAGCAGGAUUGACAGCUGAAUUGGCAAGUAACAAAAAUGUUGUUGAAUGUAUUCCGUCCUCUGAACAGUGAGGAAAGCAAAGCACUCGCACAUUGAAAAACGCCACUGAAGUAGAUAGCACUGUAGGUGUGUAAUACUGCAGAGGCACUAAAGGACCUUGUGUUUGUUUUACAAAGGAGGUCCCUUCAUGUUUGUUGCCUAUUGCACAUGUUUUACAUUUUCUUGUAUUGAUCCGUCCCCUGGUUAGGCAUCAUUAACUCUUGCAGACCUGUAUUGGGAUUUAUACAGAGCAUUAGACAAUAGCAGAGAAACUACAUAGAAUCAGAGAAAGCUAGCAUGCUUUUCAACAAUAAUAUCUUGCUGUCUCACAUUAUCUGUGUUGUUUAUUUGUAGAUAUGUACUCCAGUCAUAAGAUGGGUGACGGCAUUUUUCUUGAAUGCACACAAGUUACAGUAUGUGGUAAAACGUUAAUCCAACCCAACACACAAUUUGAUUAACACAGAAGCAGGAUCAUGUAAUUUGUUACAUUUUAAACAUUUAACAUAAAAUACAUAAAGAAGUUUGUUGAUAAGUAUAUUUUCUCAGCUAGCUUUUCCCUUUUUACACGUGGUGGACUACCCCGAAGUUACACAUUACAAUCUUUACAACACAACUUUAAAGAUGGAUUCAUUGUUUUCAUUCAUACUGUACAAAAGUUUGUCAUGUUUAACUAAACAUGUUUUAGACAUCCAGGGGGUCCUCAGCCAAAUUUGUUUACACAUAAAAGUGUCCAGCAAAGUCCAUUUGGAAGCUUCAAAUGUGAUACAUGUCUAAUUUCACAAACCUUAAUGGAAAAUACAUUUUUAAAAACAUUAAAUCAUUAAAGUCAUUUGUUACAGCCAAAGUAAAACAGCUUUCUUUUUAAUAUGAUGAUUUGUUUGAAGAAGUUGAGAAUGUCAGUGACUUUAAUGCCACAGUGUGAGCUGUGGAUAUUGGAAAUUAAUACUUUUAUAGCACUCUCCCUGGGCAAAAAAACAUGUAAAACAUUUUCAGUUUUAUCCAGUCUGAGUUUUUGAACUGUCAAUCAUCAGUACGGUACAGAUAUUAACAUGUUUAAUUUGUUUAUCUUAAAAAAGUAAUUAAAAAAAAAGCAACAUGUCAUGCAGAAAAUGUCACAUACCACAUAGUGAGUUUUUACACUGGAGUAUAAUUGUGUCUCUGUGAUUGCUAAUUUAAAAAAAAUAAUUACACUUGUUGCAAGGUUUUUGACAAGAAGGUGAUAAGAAGCCCUACGUGCCAUUAACAAGCACAGAUUUCACAAGUUUAAGUGGGCGACAGAUCGUGAACUUACGUAGAGAUGUGCUUUAUGUUAAAAAGGGGAAAUGAUCCACUCAAAUGAAGUACUACUUGUAAUCACUCCGACAACAACAGAUCUUGUGAUGUAUUUGCUUUUUUUUGUCUCCCUAACAAUGAAUGCAAUAGAGCACAGUGUAACACAAGGCACAUGGAUACUAAUUUACAUUUGUAUGUUUGUAAUAUAUCACAGCUAGAAAGUAAAAAGCCUUACAGCGGGAUCUGAUAUGAGGAAACAAUAACCAUUAUUCAGAUAGGGUGUAUAUUUCUCAUGCUUUAGAUGUUAUCAUUAAAAUAGUUCAUUCUUUAUUGAGGGUGAUGUGAAUGAAAGGGCCACAACCAACAUAUGAGCAGAACCUAUAAUAAAGACAUCGAGUCUCACAGUGAUGCCAACUCAGCCACUUGAAUCGCUUUUUUGUUUCAAACUCUGUCGGUAUUUCAUGUAAAUUACAUUUUGUUGAGAACUGCUUAAGAUUUUUAUUCCAUCGUUAUGUGGUUUAAUAGUCUGGUAUUCUUUAUAACCAUUUCUACCUCAUUGCUACAUAUUGUACAUGUAGUACUUAUGUCCUGUCAUUUUGAAUGUCAUGCAUUUGUGGAUAAAAAAAAAAGAAAAACAACAAAAAGAAAUGGAAAAAAAUGGAAAAAAAUGGAAAAAACAAAACAAAAAAAGCUUGCUCUUGAAUCUAAGCAGUCUACUUCACAAAGACUGUCUUUACACUGUCAAGUACAAGUCACAGAAAAAAUAAGGCACCUUGAGGGCAAGGAUGAAGUCAACCUCCUCAUACUUAGCGUACUGUUUAUUUACAACACCACGAUUCCAUUGAAUUGCUGUUGGCUGUGUAGGUCUUCUACAAGGUCUUCAAUGCAAUUCUAAUUCAUUUCCUAAAAAGUAACAAAUUGCUUUAAUCAUAUGUGAAUUGUCGUAGUGCGCAUGUUAAUGUGUAUGCAAGUGCACUUGCAAUUCCACAUGCAAGUAUGAGGGGAUAACAUUAAGAUAUGAAAAAUCUGAGUUUUUACUUUUCAUAUUCAUGUACAGAGAAUAAACUUGCACAUAGCUGUACGUAUUGUACAUUUGCUAAUGAUGUACAGCAUACAUACGAAAGAUGCACCACAUACAUGUUUAUAUGUGUGUAUGUAUUGCCAUACUUACAGUACAGUCGAUUUAAAUGUAUUUUAAUUUCAAGGUACAUAAAGGUUAUUGAAAUAUCGAAUAAAGAUGUUUUUCUUUCUUUUUUUCCCCUGGAAACUGGAUGCAUUUUGUAUCUUUACUUGAUUAAAUUUGCAAUCGUGUUAUUGAUUUAAGCUUGUGCUAUUUCCGUUUCAAGCUAUUUCUCGUGGAAGACCGUGUUAAAUCCAUGACAAUUUAAAUCAUAAUUUCUUUAUUUCACUGGUAUCUAAUGACAAUAUGGUGAAAGUAAUUCAGUUUGCAGCAGUUUAAAGAGGCUGAUUUUAAGGCUUACUUUUUAUUGCACUUCUCCCACCAUUACACCUCCAUAAGCCCAUAUUGGCUGUUUUUUUAUUAGGAAAUAAGAAGCUAUGAUUAAGAUUCCUCUUUCAUGUAAUCUUUAAGUAGUAGGUGUUACGUACGUGGAAAGUUUUUGUGCAAUUAACACAAAUGGGUGCAGUUUAUCAUCAGAUCUAUAUCUACUAUUUCAUGAUUCUUAAUGGGAGCAACAUGUAACGUUUUAUUCUAAACACGCGGUGAAAAACACUGGUUUUACAGAACAAAAAAAAAUACAUUUUGUACCUGUAUUAUGUCAUGUAUGCUAAUCAUUUUUGGGGAAAUAUACUUUGCACUGAAAAUUGUAAAUAAAACGUGUUUUCAUUUCCAUAGAGCCUUUUUAAAUAAAGAGUCGUACAUGA
Molecule: messenger RNA, 7387 nt
Organism: Cottoperca gobio
Lineage: Eukaryota; Metazoa; Chordata; Actinopteri; Perciformes; Bovichtidae
Gene: fign
Product: fidgetin
Exons: 3
Coding region: 147-2393 (748 amino acids)
Molecular function (GO): ATP binding; microtubule severing ATPase activity; ATP hydrolysis activity
Source: RefSeq, a predicted model, not a curated record